UUCUUAAACAUUUAUAAAGAAAGGUUACCGUCUUUAUAAAAGGUGAUUUAAUAUAAUGUCAAAUUUUAUCUAGAUAAGAACAGUUAAACUAAAAUAUUACGAAGUUCACAAACAUAUGUUAAGUUAUAGGUCAGUGCACAAUGGAAUCUUUACUAAUUCAGUUGCUUUUGGCAAUUUUAUUGCAUGAAUCUUGCAGCCUAGAAAGCAAACGUCUUCUUCUUCACGAUCCAGAAUCUAUUGCCGAUGCCUUAUAUAAACUGGGAACAAAGAUUGAAGAGCUGAAUACAACUAUAGCUCAAAUGAUGGUUUCUCACUCACAGGAUGUUGCUCAUUUGAAUGCCACACAUUCUCGUGAUGUUGCUCAACUGAAAGCAGAACACGCAAAAGAAGUAGCAGAUCUUAAAGCUGGUUUAAAUGCUGAGAAACUUGAAAGAUGUCGGACAGGAUCGAUAGGUUUCCACCACGAAGAAUGCGCCCAGCAACACUGUUCAGAGAGUCAAGUUAUCGACUUUUCUCCCCCGUUUACAAAGGUUCCUGUAGUCUCAUUCGCUUUUUCAGCUAUGGAUGUCAAUAAGGAUAGAAAUUUUCGGAUUGGGUCCAUCGUCAAAGCUGUAACAACGUCUUCUGCUACGUUAACAGUCAAUACAUGGGCUGAUUCAGUUGUCUACGGAUCAAGCCUUAACUGGAUUGCAUGUCCAAAUAUGUAAAUUUAUGAAAUAUAUAAAUGUGCAAAUAAA
Ruditapes philippinarum (Manila clam) is the source of this 737-nucleotide messenger RNA. RefSeq lists its product as uncharacterized. NCBI's taxonomy places the organism in Eukaryota, Metazoa, Mollusca, Bivalvia, Venerida, Veneridae. Gene Ontology annotation, molecular function: carbohydrate binding. The record is from RefSeq and is a predicted model, not a curated record. The transcript has 3 exons. Gene Ontology annotation, biological process: cell adhesion. Bases 141 to 707 code for a protein of 188 amino acids.